AUGCGUUCCAGCAAGCUUCUUCUCCUCGCCGGUCUGGCGAACUAUGUUCUCGCUCUCCCCACCAAGGACACCAGGGAUCUAGACCCCCGCACUCUUGGUCUCGCCGUCGAGAUCCUGUCCGAAUUCGGCAAGGACCUGACGACCAUCGUUGAAGAUAUCCUUGGCGGUGGAAGAAGCUCGACAUCCGUCCUUGCUGGUAUCAGUGCCCGGGCCGCUGCCGCUCUCAACGGAGGUGCCUUGGGUUGCAAGGCCGGUGCGAUUGAUGCCGACAUCCGUGCCGAAUUGGCCGCCUGGAUCCGCGCUCAUGCCGGAUUCGAGGCUUCUCUGAAGACUGAGCUCCUCGCCUGGUGUGAGGGUGAGGCUUCAGCAACUCUCUCGACCGAAGUGUGCGCCGGACUGUCCCUGUUCGUUCCUACUUGCGCCAAGACAGCUGCCGCGGGUGACCUUUACGUGACUAUUGACGGUAUCUUUGAUGUCACCACCCUUGAGGCCGGCGUGGUUCUUAGCUCUUCCUUCCAGUCUUCGCUGUCCGCAUUCAUCUCCGGCUCCGUCGGUCUCGAGCUGGAUGCCAACCUCCGCGCUGGUCUCUCUCUUUGCGCUGGUGGUGGUGUUCAUGCUGAUCUCCACGCCGAUCUUGCCGCCGCCUUGAAGGUCUGGCUCAAUGGCUCGUCCUGCUCCCUGAGCGCCGAGCUCAAGGUUGCCAUCUUGGCCUGGUUGGAGGGCAAGAUUGAGACUGGUGUCGUUGCCAUCGGUUCCAUUCCCACUGGCGGUGUUACUGCCGUCUCCGUUGGCGCCGCCAUCAGCGCCUGGAUUGAAGGCGAGGGUGCUCUUACCGCGACUGCCCAAGCUUACAUCUCUGCCUUCCUUGAGUCCAGUGUCUCUGCUGACAUUGAGGCUGAUGUUCAGGUCGUCCUCGAGGCCUGUAUUGCCGGCAAGCUCGCCACCUCCGUUUCCGCCGAUGCCCGUGCGGCCUUGGCCGUCUGGUUGUCCGGUUCCAGCUGCAGCCUGGGAGCCGAACUCAAGGCCGCUCUCUACCUCUGGCUCUCUUUCUCUGUCACUGAAGUCAGCAUUGACAUCUCCACCAGCCUUAUCACUGAGCUCGAGGCCUUCCUUACCGGCACUAUUGAGGCAUCCCUCGGAUCCAGCCUUCGUGGUACCCUCUGGCUCCUCCUUUCCGGCGAGAGCAUCGUCUAUCUUUCCGUCGAGGCCCGUGCCGAGUUGGCCGCCGUCCUCGGUGGUGCUGUUGACAUCGAGAUCAGCAGCAGCUUCAGACUCCUCAUUAUCGAAUGGCUCACCGGCUGCAGCAUUCCGGGUGCCCCCACUAUCACCCCUGGCUCCGGAUCGACCACG
This is a messenger RNA of Aspergillus uvarum CBS 121591, 1350 nucleotides long. RefSeq names its product putative cell wall protein. The record is from RefSeq and is a predicted model, not a curated record. Lineage: Eukaryota; Fungi; Ascomycota; Eurotiomycetes; Eurotiales; Aspergillaceae. The transcript has a single exon. The annotation marks the transcript as partial.